Zingiber officinale is the source of this 872-nucleotide messenger RNA. RefSeq lists its product as uncharacterized. The coding region runs from base 159 to 872 and encodes 237 amino acids. The record is from RefSeq and is a predicted model, not a curated record. Lineage: Eukaryota; Viridiplantae; Streptophyta; Magnoliopsida; Zingiberales; Zingiberaceae. The transcript has a single exon.
AAUUAAUUAAUUGGCACCCGCGAAGACUAUCACGAUCGGCAUGAAUUGAGUAGCAAACUUGUGAGAUCUCCAAUAACAAUUUGCCAUUUGUCAGAACUAGAACGUUUGGAUAAGAUCAUUUGGUAGAUGCUCCUAAUUGUCGUUCAUGCUCAUUGCUCAUGGCUUGCAUUUUGAACUCCAUUGCCGUCCUACCGAUAACUAGGAAGUCGAUCACUGUGAGCUUCUUCGACUGGGCAAAGAUCCGGAGAGCAGAGGAGCCGCCAAAGCCGCAGUUCAAGUACCACGACAUCGAUCUCCCGUUCCCUCCAUCACUGGUAGCUAAAACCUAUCUGAGAGGAAGGGAGCUGAAGUGCUGCUACAGGGCCUCGGUCGACGGCUUCAGCGCCGUCGACUUCCACCGCCGCUGCGACUUCAAGGGGCCCUGCGUGGUGGUCGCCCACACCUCUACAUCCUUCAAGUUUGGGGCGUUCAACCCGGAAGGUUACCGGAGCACUGACGACUACUACGACACCUUCGAUGCCUUCCUCUUCUACUGGAAGGAAUCGGAAUCGGAGUCGGAGAGCAGCGAGCCGCUGGUUAUGCUGCCGAAGGUAGGGGGCAGUGGCGCUGCCAUCUUUGACUACGCGAGGGGCGGUCCGCAGUUCGGGGCCGACGGCUUGCUCAUCGGCCCGCCACUGACGCCGGUCAUGGUCGUGUUCACGGGGCCGGACGCGAGCUCCGGCGUCGGGGACCUGAGGCAGGCCAAGUCCAGGCUGGGCUUGUCCUACUCCAAGAGAGAGGAUGGAAAAGAAUCCAUCUUUGGGGACGUAGGCAAGGCCACACUCGUAGAGGUGCAAGUCUUCUGCAGCCCACAGAUCGCGAGCUUGUUCUAG